AUGGAUGUAUUGUUUGAUGGAAAUGAUGGUGUUGUAACGGAAUCAGCGAUUUAUGUAGCACUUUGUAAACAGAUCGGAAUUCUCUUUGGUGAUUAUGGGAUGGCAGCAGCGAAACUUUCACUAAAUGUUAAGGUUUUCGAUGCUGGUACAGCAACAACUAUUGUCAGGAUAUCGAAGGAAUUUGCACAGCGACUGCUCAGUACGAUACCAUUUGUAUGCACAAUUGAUAGUAUAGCAGUUGUACUACAAGUGCUCUUUGUUGGUUAG
Molecule: messenger RNA, 267 nt
Organism: Cercopithifilaria johnstoni
Lineage: Eukaryota; Metazoa; Nematoda; Chromadorea; Rhabditida; Onchocercidae
Source: the annotation of a GenBank genome assembly